Messenger RNA from Sphaeramia orbicularis (orbiculate cardinalfish), 6147 nucleotides. It is a transcript of the gene col22a1, whose product is annotated as collagen, type XXII, alpha 1. The record is from RefSeq and is a predicted model, not a curated record. Bases 376 to 5043 code for a protein of 1555 amino acids. The transcript is spliced from 61 exons. NCBI's taxonomy places the organism in Eukaryota, Metazoa, Chordata, Actinopteri, Kurtiformes, Apogonidae.
UUUAUGUGAGCACAGCCUAGUUGAGAACAGUAGAAGCCACCUCGUCUCCCAGUGAAACCCUACACUCUCCCCAGUGAAGGUCCUCCUACUCCGUCCACACAUCCACAAGGUUGCUGAAGCUCACCUCACUUUGUAGCACCACCGUACACUGGACUGUCACGCUGGAUUAUAUCUAACCACCUCAUCUUGAUUUCCCGGAGCCUGAAGGAGGGGGGUGUUUUGGAUUAUUGCCAUCUGGUAAUGAUGCUGCUCAGGUGCUGAUUGAAGGUGUGAGACCUGGAGGUAGAGAUAGAAACCUCCAGUAACUGACCGGACAGGCUGGACAGCUUGAUGGUGGUAAUAAGCUAAACAAAACAGACCCAAACCGAGGCUGAGAUGGAAUUACGACUGGGAUUUAGGAUCAGCCUGGUCUUGGUCAUCCUGGCCUUGACUCUUUCCAAUGAGAGAGUGGACGCUCAGAGGGCAGGAUGUAAAAAUGUUCACUAUGACUUGGCGUUUAUCCUGGAUACCUCAUCCAGUGUGGGAAAGGAGAACUUUGAGAAGAUCAGGCAGUGGGUAGCCAACCUAGUGGAGUCUUUCGAUGUGGCGCCCGAUAAGACCAGAGUGGCCGUGGUUCGCUACAGUGACCGGCCCACCACCGAGUUCAACCUGGGGAGACACCGAACCCUGGAAGACGUGAAGAGAGCUGCCCGUAACAUACGCUACCUGGGGGGGAAUACAAUGACAGGGGAUGCUAUCAGCUACACCACCAACAACAUCUUCACAGAGCGCAACGGAGCGAGGCCUGCAGCCAGAGGCUUUCAGAAGGUGGCCAUCCUGCUCACAGAUGGCCGGAGCCAGGAUUAUGUUCUGGAGCCCUCCAAGGCAGCUGCCCGAGCCGGUAUCAGGAUGUUUGCUGUGGGAAUCGGAGAGGCGCUUAAGGUGGAGCUGGAGGAAAUCGCAGCUGAGCCAAAGAACGCCCAUGUCUUCCAUGUGACGGACUUUAACGCUAUCGACAAGAUCAGAGGCAGACUGAGGAGGAGGCUGUGUGAGAAUGUCCUGUGUCCAAACAUGAAGGUUCAACCUGAUCGCUUCAAGCCCAACAGUACCAGUUAUGGUCUUGAUGAGGUUCCAGGGUUUGACCUGAUGGAGUACUUCAACGUAAAAGAUAUUCUUGGAACCAGGGACGAUGAAGGCCAGAGCUCCUAUGUUCGCCUUGGUACCAUGCCCAUUGUACAGCAAACAGAAGAUGUGUUUCCUCAAGGCCUGCCAGACGAAUACGCCUUUGUGACGACUUUCAAAUUCAGAAAAACCUCAAGACGUGAAGACUGGUACCUGUGGCAAGUUUACGACAAAUAUGGAAUCCCACAGGUGUCUAUUCGACUGGAUGGUGAGAACAAAGCGGUGGAGUACAACGCCGUCGGACUGACAAAAGAUGCGGUCCGAGCUGUGUUCAAGAACCCAGAAGUUGACAACCUGUUUGAUCGCAGCUGGCACAAGAUAGCGCUCAGUGUGGAGGCCAAGUCUGUGUCUCUGUACCUGGACUGUAAACACAUCCAGACCCUGCCCAUUGAAGACCGCGAGGACAUCGAUAUCCAGGGAAAGACGGUUAUAGGAAAGAGACUCUAUGACAGUGUUCCAAUUGAUUUUGAUCUUCAGCGAAUGAUGAUUUACUGCGAUUCUAAACAUGCCGAGUUGGAAAGCUGCUGUGAUCUCCCUGAUGGACCUUGCCCUAGACAGGUUGUAACAGAGGCUCCCCCUUUGCCGAUCCCCACUCCCACACCCACCGCUGUGGAGCAGAGUAGGGGUCCCGCUGUCAACUGCUCAUGCCCGGCUGGAGAGAAGGGAGCUGGGGGUGUGCCAGGUAUUGAUGGCCUACCUGGAGACAAAGGAGACAAAGGUCAGGCCGGAUCGCCUGGUAGUCCAGGGGUGUCGGGAACUGCUGGACAAAAGGGAAUUCAAGGUGAUGCAGGAAUCCCUGGUUCUCCGGGACCGAGAGGCGUCAAUGGUGAAAAUGGUGCCAAAGGUGAAAAAGGAACCCCAGGAGCCCAGGGUCUGGCGGGUGUGGAUGGAUUACCUGGUCCCCCUGGUGCACCUGGGAAAGAAGGUUUGCAAGGACUGGUUGGUGCACCCGGGCCCAACGGAAUUAAAGGCGACAAGGGCGAGCAAGGCAUUCCUGGAUUACCUGGGGAUGUGGUUCGAAUGGAAGGUUUAAGAGGAGAUAAGGGGAAUGCUGGACUUCCUGGGCCUCCAGGGGCUGAUGGUCCCCCGGGGCCUCCUGGUCCUCCAGGAGCACAAGGCUUACCUGGAGAGCCUGGAGAGUUCGGCCAAAGGGGAAAGAAAGGUGAAAGUGGUUUGCCUGGAGUGGACGGCCUUCCUGGACCUCCUGGUCCUCAGGGUCCACCAGGUCCACCAGGUAUUCAAGGACACACUGGACCUCCUGGUCUUCCUGGUGAAAUUGGAUUUUCAGGCAAACCUGGAGAGUCUGGAAAGCCUGGACUUCCUGGUAAAGACGGCCUGGAUGGUCUUCCUGGAAAUGAUGGUGCCAUGGGACCCAGGGGAGAACGUGGAGCAGAUGGUUUUCCUGGAAAACCCGGACCCAAGGGUGAUGAGGGCCCUCCUGGACCCAGGGGACCUCCAGGGGAGAGAGGUGAAGCUGGUUCACCUGGUCAACCUGGUGUUAAUGGAGUGAGGGGAGACAGAGGUGUACCGGGUGAAAGAGGACAGGAAGGAUCGAUUGGGCCGAAAGGUGAAAAGGGCGACAAGGGUGAAGUGGGAGCCCGAGGACCCCCUGGAGCUCCAGGAAAUGUUGCAAGUGUCAUCCCUGAACCUGGUGAACCUGGGAAACCUGGAGAGAAAGGAGAGAAGGGCGAUCAAGGAAAACCAGGAGAAAUGGGUCAACGAGGGUUACCUGGAGAACAAGGUUUUAAAGGUCAACCUGGUCUACAGGGACCCAAAGGUGACACUGGACUGACAGGAGAGACGGGACGUGUUGGAGACCCUGGUCCACCUGGAGCAGCUGGUCCUCCAGGUCCUCGGGGUCUGCCAGGGAAUGUGGGCAUACCAGGCAUCAUGGGGCCCCCUGGUCCAGCUGGACAGAGAGGAGACAAGGGUGAAGCAGGUAAACCAGGACAAACAGGUCCCAUGGGCCCACCUGGAGAGCCCGGUUUAACUGGACCUUCUGGCCCACCUGGAAAAGGAAAAGAUGGACAAAGUGGAGAACCAGGACCACAGGGAAUUCAGGGACCCCCAGGCCCUAAGGGCCAACCGGGGCAACGUGGAGAACCAGGGAUACAAGGAGACAGGGGCCCCCCAGGAGAAGGCAAAAUGGGACUGCCGGGACCUCCUGGAAAUAAUGGAGAACCUGGAGCUGCGGGUUUAAGGGGUGCACCUGGAGUGGCCGGUCCCCAGGGCCCUGCAGGACACAAUGGUUUACCUGGAAGGCCCGGAGAGAAGGGAUCACCAGGAGAACCUGGAAAGGCAGCCGACCUUUCAGACCUCAACCUCAAGGACGUAUGUUCAGACUGCCCUGCAGGUCCACCUGGACCACCAGGUAUCCCAGGACUCCCAGGAGAUAAAGGCCACCAGGGACCUCCAGGAAAAAACGGCCAGGAUGGAUUCCAAGGUCCACCUGGACUAACUGGACCUCAAGGGCCUCCUGGAGCUGACGGCGGAAAGGGUGUAAAAGGUGAUCGUGGACCUGCUGGAACCCCUGGAGACAAAGGAGACAAGGGUCAUCCAGGCCCCCCUGGUCAUCCAGGUCCUCCUGGAUUAAUGGGAGGCGCUGGUAACGAUGGACAGCCUGGCCCUCCUGGUCCCCCAGGACCCCCUGGAGAAAAGGGCAAAGAGGGUCUCAAAGGAAUUCAGGGACCACCGGGUCUUCCUGGAUUGAUAGGUCAGCCUGGAAAAAUGGGAAAAGACGGCAGACCAGGAGAACAAGGAGACCCUGGCAAACAAGGAGAGCCUGGCCCCCCGGGACCACCUGGGCUCAGGGGAGUCCCUGGAUUUAAGGGCCACAGAGGAGAACCUGGAGCUCCAGGAUCUAAGGGUGAAGAUGGAAAGUCUGGAUCACCUGGGCGUGAUGGAAAACCUGGUAAAGAGGGCUCUAUAGGGCCGCCUGGUCCAGAAGGACUUAUUGGACCAAGAGGAGAAUCGGGUAAACCAGGUGAACCAGGACCAUCAGGAAAACCAGGUCUCCCUGGAUCCCCUGGUCUUAUGGGAAACAAGGGAGAGGCCGGCAGUCCAGGAUUACCAGGCUUUAGUGGACCCAAAGGCCCGGCAGGUCCACCCGGUCCAACUGGCCCAGAGGGUAAACAGGGCAUGCCAGGCAGAGUUGGAGAUCGUGGUAUUAAAGGAGAUAAGGGUGAUCCAGGUACAAAGGGAGAUAAAGGACAAUCAGGAGACCCCGGCAUGCCUGGAAACCCUGGACCCCCGGGCAGAAAGGGCCACACAGGAAUGAUGGGUAUGUCAGGACCUCAAGGAGAAAUUGGACCUCCUGGACCUCAAGGACCUUCUGGAAAUCCUGGUCUCCCAGGCCCAAGGGGAGAGUCUGUAUCACUGGAGCAGAUGCGACGGCUCAUCCAGGAAGAGCUGUCAAAACAAUUAGAUGCCAAACUGGCUUACAUCAUGGCUCAGAUCCAGCCAGCCCAUGUCAAGAGUACAGCAGGCCGUCCUGGACCUCCUGGCCCUCCAGGUAAGGACGGCAGCCCUGGAAGACACGGACCCCCCGGUGAGCCUGGUAUGCCCGGACAGAAUGGAGGCGAAGGACCCAGGGGACCCAUGGGCCCUAAAGGUGAAAAAGGAGCAAAGGGAGACAAAGGAGAACCUGGUGUUGGUGAAAGAGGAGAGCAGGGUCCUGUUGGUCCCAUAGGUCCUGCUGGAAUGCCAGGUUACGGUAAAGACGGUAGCCCAGGACAAGUGGGAGCCCAGGGAGAACCAGGAAACCCCGGUCCCCAUGGACAGCCUGGUCCUCCGGGGCCUCCGGGUCAAUGUGACCCCACUCAGUGUGCCUACUACGCCAGCCUGGCCCAAAGACCCCACACCAAGAAUGUCAAGGGGACUUAAAAACAACAACAAAAAAAAAAAACACAAGAGACACACAGAGCUUGAAGUCCAGCUGUAUUUAUGAACUUGGUCGCGUCAGUAUGAAUCAAGAACUUUUUCUUUUUCAAGAUAAACCUCAGUGUGGAGGGCUGAAGCAAUACAUGCUGCCGGUCAGAUUCUUUGUUUUCUUUUUUUAUGGAAGCUUGGGAUGGAUGGGGGACAUUUUUAAAUUUAAUAUGGGGUUAAGAGAGGGCAGCUAAACCUUUUUUUUCCUUACUUGCAUGCUUCCUGUAAAAUAUAUAGGGAGAUAAAAGGAUGAUGCAUUUCCGUGAAGAUCCAGGAGUCUGAUAUUGUAUCGUUUCAUCAGUAAUUAUCUCAAAAAUUCAGCCAGGGCCUCUCUUGCGGGAAUUUAUCAGCACCAAUUUUUUUUCUCAUCCUCACACCGUUUUGCAUCAAUUAUCCUUCACAGCCAACACUGUACUACAUUGUGGAAUGCAUUUAUCCGGGCAGUAUCAGUUCCUGCCAAUUCAAGUCAUCUGUCAUCGGCUUUCUCCUACCAAUCUAUUGGUAGCUAUUCAGCCAAGGGAAUUAUCAAUGCCAUUGAUAGGAUGGAGGACGACAGUUUGAGGAAUAGUUUAAAAUACCAAUAGUGGCUUUAUGUAGAAAGACUGUUAAUGAGUUUAAUGUGUAAAGUGACAAAAGAGAAAAGUUGUUCACUCCUGGCUCUGAAGCUGGAACCAGCAGGAAAAGCUUGAAUCUUGGCAAUUAGUUCCUAGUGUUGGUAUAGAUUUAAAGGUACAAUGUGUAACAGAUGAAGAAAUGUAUAGAAAUGUAAUUGAUAUUUUUAUUCCCAAUGUGUAAACUUACCUAAAAAUUCAACACUUCCCUUGAUUUUUCUCACUCGCCCCCAUUCAUCAUAAUAGUACACCGAUUAUGGCUGUAGAGGACUCUACGCUUUAGUUUUUGUGUGGUCCUUAAGUAUCUCAAUAGCUUUAUUUACAGUGGUCCCUCUUUAAUCGCGGGGGUUACGUUCUAAAAAUAACUCGCAAUAGGCGAAAUCCGUGAAGUAAUCAGCUUUAUUUUUUACAAUUAUAUAUGUUUUAAGGCUGUAAAACCCCUCACCAC